AUGAUCCGAGUCCACACCAUGAUUGAAAUCCGACUAAUAGCAGCAUGUCACCAGGUCGAUCUCGGCACAACCUGUCUGGGGCAGCUGGGGACCAGCUGGCAGCCCAGCCUACAUAAAUCCUCUAUAUUUUCAAUAUUUCUCCCUGGUCAUAUUUAUAGGUGUUCAUGUUCUUAUUUAGUCCAUAAUACAAGAGGCAAGGAGGAGGAUGAAGUUCAUUAUAUUUUCAUAAGCAAGGACUAUAAACAGGCUGCAUGA
Messenger RNA from Laccaria bicolor S238N-H82, 255 nucleotides. RefSeq lists its product as uncharacterized. The transcript has a single exon. The record is from RefSeq and is a predicted model, not a curated record. Bases 1 to 255 code for a protein of 84 amino acids. Lineage: Eukaryota; Fungi; Basidiomycota; Agaricomycetes; Agaricales; Hydnangiaceae.